UGAUUUUGGAAUGUUGUGUGUGGUGGAGAGAGAGGGCUUCCUUCUAUGUAUAAACCUUUCACAAGAUGACGUUAUUUCUACUCUUUGCCUUUAUUUUAUCAUGCACAAAAUUUGCUGCGAGUCAGUUAGUUGUGAAUGUUAAAAAUAAAGGUGGAGAUUUAAUCCAAGAGAACAUUCAAGCUGAUAUUCAGAACGAUUUAGUGAGGCUAAACUUUCAAAGGCUAGACGGAACACUUGUUUCAAAUUUAAUCGAUUUCAAAGCGGAAACAAAGAUACAGCGUUUAAUGAUAUUGGGUGAGCAAGAGAGGGAGGAGAGCCGAUAUCAAGUGAUUUGUUUUGUUAGCAAAUUCAACAGAAAUGAUUUUAUUUCAUCAGACUCAAUGUCAAAGCUUAGACAGAAAAAUCCUGGUACAAUCCGAACACCAGAGGAAGAUCUAGGCAUUGAGGACCACAUUAUGAAUAUUGCCAUUGACCCACGGAGGUCAAGUCAGUUCAGCAAACACAUUGAGAAUAUGUGUUCUGAGGCAAAAUCAAGUACAUACACAAGUGUACUGGACAUCAAAGGAUGGUCAAAAGGCAGUAAUAUAACUUAUCAGGGACUUAUGAACUUUGCUCAGAGGCUAAACACAGAGAAAAUUUCCAGCUGUGCCAGCUUGAGUGGAACUUCUGCACCGUGUGCCUGUACAUUGGAUAUUUGCAUCGGCUGGUAUCCGUGUGGAUUAAAAUAUUGCCAUGGAAGAGAUGCUGGCGGGAAGAUAAUGAAUUACCGUUGUGGCAUCAAAACGUGCAGCAAAUGCCAUCAUUUUACGUACAAAGUUCAACACAGGAAUCUCUGUUUAUGGGGCGUGUAGAAUGAAUGAUGUUGAUUGUUGGCAAUAUAAAUCAUAUUCUGUGCAUAAAGCAGGAAUGUUGUUAGUUUUUUUUUGUAACAUUAUUUAAAUUUUAUUAAUGUUUUUGCAAGCAACUACUGUACACUACGUCAUUAUAUUAGUGAAUAUUCGUGGUACAUCUUGGGAUACAAGUCAAAUCCAAAACGAAAAAUUAUUGGACUUUCAGAUCAUUUAUGUAAAAUAAGAUUCGACUUAAAAUUAUUCGAGAUGCAAAGUCGAAUUAGGCAAGUUUUACCAUAGUUAUACCAACUGUUAACGUUUCGGCUGACGACCCAAACAAGCGACCCACUUCCUCUGUAUCAUUAACUGAUGAAAGUAAAAAUAUUGCAACUCAUAGUUUGAGAAAGUCUGCUGGAAAAGUAGAGUUGUUCUCAAUUGUUACUUUGAGUAAGGCCAAUAAAAAAAAAAAUUCUUGUGUUGGCCACGUUUUGGUAAAAUCCAAAAAAUGGGUAGGUCAGUAGGAAAAGUUGUGUUUUAAAUUUUUAUUUAAUUUUAAUUUUUUAAUGGCGACUAAAAUGCCAACUCUCAAUUUUGAACAUUUUGGGUCAACACAAUAAUUUUUUUAUUUGGCCUUAUUUAUGAGGUGUACCGCAAACAUGUGUUAUUGUAAUGUUAAUGUGUUAUUUUAAUACUGUAUUGAUUAUAGAGCUGAGACUGGCUGUAUAAAACUGUCUCAGAUUUAUAGCUUUCUGUUUAAACUGAUUGUAGUAAAAAACAUAUCAAUAAAUAUGUGCAUUCUUAUUACUUAUGUUUUUAAUGUUAAAAAUAGUAGAGUACAAUAUAAUACAGAUGACAUACUUCUGGACAUUAUAGCAGAAGAUGCAAUUUUACAUUUCUAUAUUAUCAAAUAUUGUUGAUACCAAAAUAUGAAGGAUAAUCCAUCUCUACAUGUAUGUAUCUAAUUCUAAUAUAAAACAAGAUUGUACAUGAAAGUCUAGAGGACAAUGAAUGUUUUAAAGAAAGGAUCUGUACAGUAUAUG
Messenger RNA from Anneissia japonica, 1870 nucleotides. RefSeq names its product out at first protein-like. The transcript is spliced from 4 exons. The coding region runs from base 66 to 851 and encodes 261 amino acids. The record is from RefSeq and is a predicted model, not a curated record. Lineage: Eukaryota; Metazoa; Echinodermata; Crinoidea; Comatulida; Comatulidae.